GGUUUUGACCCGGCGGAAGUGAGGGGGCCGUGGGUCUGACCCGCUCGCUUAGGCCCUGGCAUUCGGGCGUCGCGCGCGCGCGCAGAGCGGGUUCUGACGCCUUCGCUGGGGGCUCCUGGACGCGCGCCUCCACUGCCUCACGGACCCGAUUCAGAGAAUACACUGCUGAACCAGAGAAAGACAAACUCCUGACCUAAGGAAAUACUCUUAAUUCUGAGGAGAAGCUGGAAGCACAAUGGGAGAUGACAGUGAAUGGUUAAAACUGCCAGUUGAUCAGAAAUGUGAACACAAGCUAUGGAAAGCAAGGUUAAGUGGAUAUGAAGAGGCCCUGAAGAUCUUCCAGAAAAUAAAAGAUGAAAAAAGCCCAGAAUGGUCCAAAUAUUUAGGAUUGAUUAAAAAAUUUGUCACUGAUUCCAAUGCAGUGGUUCAAUUGAAAGGAUUAGAAGCUGCACUUGUUUAUGUUGAAAAUGCCCAUGUAGCAGGAAAAACCACAGGAGAAGUUGUGUCAGGUGUUGUGAGUAAAGUGUUCAACCAGCCCAAGGUGAAAGCCAAGGAGCUCGGCAUAGAGAUUUGUCUCAUGUACAUAGAAAUUGAGAAAGCAGAGGCUGUUCAAGAAGAGCUCUUAAAAGGCCUGGACAAUAAGAACCCCAAGAUUGUAGUGGCCUGUAUAGAAACACUGAGGAAAGCCUUAAGUGAAUUUGGUUCCAAAAUCAUCUUGCUAAAGCCAGUUAUCAAAGUGUUGCCAAAACUCUUUGAAUCUCGAGAGAAGGCUGUUCGAGAUGAAGCCAAAUUAAUUGCUGUGGAGAUUUAUAGAUGGAUUCGGGAUGCUCUAAGGCCCCCAUUACAAAACAUAAACUCUGUCCAGUUGAAGGAACUAGAAGAGGAAUGGGUCAAACUGCCAACAGGUGCUCCCAAACCCAGUCGAUUUUUGCGUUCCCAGCAAGAACUAGAAGCUAAACUGGAACAGCAGCAGUCGGCUGGUGGAGAUGCUGAGGGAGGUGGUGAUGAUGGUGAUGAAGUGCCGCAGAUAGAUGCUUAUGAGCUUUUGGAAGCAGUAGAAAUUCUUUCCAAACUUCCCAAAGACUUUUAUGACAAAAUAGAGGCAAAAAAAUGGCAAGAGAGAAAAGAAGCCCUGGAGGCUGUAGAGGUACUAGUGAAAAACCCCAAACUGGAAGCAGGCGAUUAUGCGGAUCUAGUAAAAGCGUUAAAGAAGGUUGUAGGAAAGGACACCAAUGUCAUGUUGGUAGCUUUGGCAGCAAAAUGUCUUACAGGCCUGGCUGUUGGGCUAAGGAAGAAAUUUGGACAAUAUGCAGGACAUGUUGUGCCAACCAUUUUGGAGAAAUUCAAGGAGAAGAAGCCUCAAGUGGUACAAGCCUUGCAGGAGGCAAUCGAUGCAAUCUUCCUUACUACCACACUACAGAACAUCAGUGAAGAUGUUUUAGCAGUGAUGGAUAAUAAAAAUCCAACUAUCAAGCAGCAGACAUCUCUUUUUAUUGCAAGAAGCUUCCGUCACUGCACUGCUUCUACACUGCCAAAGAGCUUGCUGAAGCCCUUUUGUGCUGCUCUUCUUAAGCAUAUCAACGAUUCUGCUCCUGAAGUCAGAGAUGCUGCAUUUGAAGCAUUGGGAACUGCUUUGAAGGUGGUUGGUGAGAAAGCAGUAAACCCAUUCUUAGCUGAUGUGGACAAACUCAAGCUGGAUAAGAUCAAAGAAUGUUCAGAAAAAGUAGAACUGGUACAUGGUAAAAAAGCUGGCCCAGGAGCUGAUAAGAAGGAAUUCAAACCUGUACCUGGAAGGACUGCUGCUUCAGGGGCUGCAGGAGAUAAGGACACGAAGGACAUUUCAGCACCCAAACCAGGACCCUUAAAAAAGGCACCUGCUACUAAGGCUGGUGGGCCACCUAAGAAGGGGAAACCAGCUGCACCAGGAGGCACAGGGAGCACCGGAACCAAGAACAAGAAAGCACUGGAGACCAAAGAAAUAGUGGAGCCCGAGCUCUCGGUAGAAGUAUGUGAAGAAAAAGCUUCAGCUGUCCUUCCCCCUACCUGUAUACAGCUGUUAGACAGCAGUAACUGGAAGGAAAGGCUGGCCUGUAUGGAAGAGUUCCAGAAGGCUGUUGAACUAAUGGACCGAACUGAAAUGCCAUGUCAGGCAUUAGUGAGGAUGCUGGCCAAGAAACCAGGAUGGAAAGAAACUAAUUUUCAGGUGAUGCAAAUGAAGCUUCACAUAGUCGCUUUGAUUGCCCAGAAGGGAAAUUUUUCUAAAACUUCAGCUCAGAUUGUAUUAGAUGGCCUUGUAGACAAGAUUGGAGAUGUGAAAUGUGGGAACAAUGCAAAAGAAGCUAUGACAGCAAUAGCUGAGGCUUGUAUGUUGCCAUGGACAGCUGAACAGGUUAUGUCAAUGGCUUUUUCACAGAAGAAUCCCAAGAAUCAGUCAGAAACUCUGAAUUGGCUGUCAAAUGCAAUAAAAGAAUUUGGUUUUUCUGGGUUGAAUGUGAAAGCUUUCAUUAGCAAUGUGAAGACAGCUCUUGCAGCAACAAAUCCAGCUGUGAGGACUUCUGCCAUCACCCUACUUGGUGUGAUGUAUCUGUAUGUUGGGCCUUCUUUGAGAAUGUUUUUUGAAGAUGAGAAGCCUGCCCUCCUAUCCCAGAUAGAUGCAGAAUUUGAGAAGAUGCAGGGACAAAGCUUGCCAGCUCCAACUAGAGGGAUAUCCAAACAUAGCACAAGUGGUACAGAUGAAGGAGAAGAUGGAGAUGAACCAGAUGAUGGAGGCAAUGAUGUUGUUGAUCUUUUGCCAAGGACGGAGAUCAGUGAUAAAAUCACUUCAGAGUUGGUUUCUAAAAUUGGUGACAAGAAUUGGAAGAUCAGGAAAGAAGGCCUAGAUGAAGUGGCAGGUAUUAUCAAUGAAGCAAAAUUUAUCCAACCAAAUAUAGGUGAACUUCCAACUGCCUUGAAGGGUCGACUCAAUGAUUCUAAUAAAAUCUUGGUGCAACAGACAUUGAAUAUCCUCCAGCAGUUGGCAGUGGCCAUGGGCCCAAACAUCAAGCAGCAUGUAAAGAACUUAGGCAUUCCUAUCAUCACAGUCCUUGGAGACAGCAAGAACAAUGUUCGAGCUGCUGCCCUAGCGACUGUGAAUGCUUGGGCAGAACAGACAGGCAUGAAGGAAUGGUUGGAGGGAGAAGAUCUUUCUGAAGAGCUCAAAAAGGAAAAUCCUUUCUUGAGGCAAGAGCUUCUGGGCUGGCUGGCUGAGAAACUGCCUACUCUUCGUUCCACCCCCACAGACCUUAUCCUUUGUGUUCCUCAACUCUACUCCUGCCUAGAAGAUCGAAAUGGAGAUGUGCGAAAGAAGGCCCAGGAUGCUUUGCCAUUCUUCAUGAUGCAUUUAGGAUAUGAAAAAAUGGCCAAGGCUACUGGGAAACUAAAGCCAACUUCUAAAGAUCAGGUAUUGGCCAUGCUAGAGAAAGCCAAAGCUAACAUGCCAGCCAAACCUGCUGCACCUGGUAAAGCAACUUCCAAACCAAUGGGAGGGUCAGCUCCAGCCAAAUUCCAGCCUGCAUCAGCACCUGUUGAAGAUGCUGUUUCCAACACCGUAGAACCCAAACCUGAUCCCAAAAAGGCCAAAGCUCCAGGAGUUUCCUCUAAAGUAAAGAGUGCACAAGGGAAGAAAGCACCGAGCAAAACCAGCCUAAAGGAAGAUGAAGACAAAUCUGGGCCUAUUUUUAUUGUUGUUCCAAAUGGAAAGGAGCAAAGGAUGAAGGAUGAAAAAGGAUUGAAGGUGCUGAAGUGGAAUUUUACUACCCCACGGGAUGAAUAUAUUGAGCAACUAAAGACUCAGAUGUCUAGUUGUGUGGCUAAAUGGUUACAAGAUGAGAUGUUUCACUCAGACUUCCAGCAUCAUAACAAAGCCCUGGCUGUCAUGGUUGAUCACUUGGAGAGUGAAAAGGAAGGUGUCAUUGGUUGCCUGGAUCUCAUCUUGAAGUGGCUUACCCUACGGUUUUUUGACACCAAUACAAGCGUCCUGAUGAAAGCACUAGAAUAUUUAAAAUUGCUCUUCACUCUGCUAAGUGAGGAGGAAUAUCAUCUGACUGAGAAUGAAGCCGCUUCCUUCAUUCCCUAUCUCAUUCUCAAGGUUGGAGAACCAAAGGAUGUCAUUCGUAAAGAUGUUCGUGCCAUCCUGAACCGGAUGUGCCUUGUCUACCCAGCCAGCAAGAUGUUCCCCUUCAUCAUGGAAGGAACCAAAUCCAAAAACUCUAAGCAAAGAGCAGAGUGCCUGGAAGAGCUGGGGUGUCUGGUCGAGUCCUAUGGCAUGAAUGUUUGCCAGCCAACCCCAGGAAAAGCCUUAAAGGAGAUAGCUAUUCACAUAGGAGACCGUGACAAUGCUGUACGCAAUGCUGCCCUCAACACCAUUGUAACUGUGUACAAUGUACAUGGGGAUCAGGUGUUCAAACUGAUUGGAAAUCUUUCUGAAAAGGACAUGAGCAUGCUUGAGGAGAGGAUUAAGCGGUCAGCAAAGAGGCCUUCUGCUGCUCCAAUAAAACAGAUGGAAGAGAAACCACAGCGCACACAGAGCGUAAGCUCCAAUGCCAACAUGCUACGCAAGGGACCAGCUGAGGACAUGUCUUCCAAACUCAACCAAGCCCGAAGCAUGAGUGGGCAUCCUGACGCAGCUCAUCAGAUGGUUCGCCGAGAAUUCCAACUGGACCUAGAUGAGAUUGAGAAUGACAAUGGUACAGUCCGAUGUGAAAUGCCAGAACUUGUCCAGCACAAACUGGAUGACAUUUUUGAACCGGUCCUUAUUCCUGAGCCCAAGAUCCGGGCUGUUUCUCCACACUUCGAUGAUAUGCACAGUAAUACAGCAUCCACAAUCAAUUUCAUUAUUUCCCAAGUAGCCAGUGGUGACAUCAACACAAGUAUCCAAGCUCUGACACAGAUUGAUGAAGUCCUGAGACAGGAAGAUAAAGCUGAAGCUAUGUCUGGCCAUAUUGAUCAAUUUCUGAUAGCCACAUUCAUGCAGCUAAGACUCAUCUACAACACACACAUGGCAGACGAGAAGCUGGAGAAGGAUGAGAUCAUCAAGUUGUAUAGCUGUAUCAUUGGCAACAUGAUUUCGCUGUUUCAGAUAGAGAGCUUGGCCCGGGAGGCCUCCACGGGAGUCCUGAAAGACCUGAUGCAUGGCCUCAUCACCUUAAUGCUAGACUCCCGGAUUGAAGAUCUAGAGGAAGGACAACAGGUGAUCCGCUCUGUGAACCUCUUGGUGGUGAAGGUUCUGGAGAAGUCAGACCAGACCAACAUCCUGAGUGCCCUACUUGUUUUGCUCCAGGACAGCCUGCUAGCAACAGCCAGUUCUCCGAAAUUCUCAGAGCUUGUUAUGAAGUGUCUCUGGAGAAUGGUACGAUUAUUGCCUGAUACCAUCAACAGCAUUAAUCUGGACAGAAUUCUUCUGGAUAUCCACAUUUUCAUGAAGGUCUUCCCCAAAGAGAAACUAAAACAAUGCAAAAGUGAAUUUCCCAUAAGGACUCUAAAGACCCUGCUGCAUACCUUAUGCAAAUUAAAAGGGCCCAAGAUCCUAGACCACCUAACGAUGAUUGACAACAAGAAUGAGUCAGAGCUCGAGGCCCACCUUUGCCGGAUGAUGAAGCACAGUAUGGACCAGACUGGGAGCAAGUCUGAUAAGGAAACAGAAAAGGGAGCAUCUCGAAUAGAUGAAAAAUCAUCGAAGGCCAAAGUGAAUGAUUUCUUAGCUGAGAUUUUUAAGAAGAUUGGCUCUAAAGAGAACACUAAAGAGGGCCUAGCAGAGUUAUAUGAAUAUAAGAAGAAAUACUCAGACGCCGACAUUGAACCAUUUCUGAAAAACUCCUCACAAUUCUUCCAGAGCUAUGUUGAAAGAGGCCUCAGGGUGAUUGAGAUGGAAAGGGAGGGCAAAGGCCGGAUUCCCACGUCAGCAGGCAUCUCCCCUCAGAUGGAGGUCACAUGUGUGCCCACUCCUACAAGCACGGUGUCCUCCAUAGGUAACACAAAUGGAGAAGAGGUGGGACCCUCUGUCUACCUGGAAAGGCUAAAAAUCCUUCGGCAGCGGUGUGGUCUAGACAAUACAAAGCAAGAUGACCGACCUCCGUUGACUUCUUUGCUCUCCAAACCAGCAGUUCCUCCCGUGGCCUCUUCCACGGACAUGCUCCACAGCAAACUCUCUCAGCUCCGGGAGUCACGGGAGCAGCACCAGCACUCGGACCUGGAUUCUAACCAGACUCACUCUUCAGGAACCCUGACCUCCUCUUCCUCCUCCACAACUAACAUUGAUGACUUGAAAAAGAGGCUGGAGAGAAUAAAGAGCAGUCGCAAAUGAAGCUGCCCACUCCCCGGCACCCUGCAGCUUUAGUUUACUAAACUAGGAGUCCUCAUAGCUGGAAGUGGCCUCACAGGCCGAGUGUGCACAGACUGGUGUGUGUGUGUGUGUCACACCGAGGAGCUGGGGCAGGAGUGGCCAUGGCACAAGUCUCUGCACGUGCUCUGCUUCUCUCUGCCACAGCUGCCCCUCUAGGAGGCUGACUGUGGGUUAGCGUAGUGUACAGACUUGUCAACAGCUGCUCUCCUCUCAGCCCACACUAGUUUCCAUAUCCUUUUUCUUUUAUUUCUAAUUGCUCAUUUGUAAAAUUGUCCUUAUCUUUCCUAGCUUUAUUAGAAGCUCUUUACUAGCUUUCCUUUGAGUUUGUGAGCUCUUCCCUCUGUAGCCCUGAAGGGUCACUGUAUUCUGUAUGAAUGCAUGGCAUGACACAACUAAUUUAAGAGUCUUUUAUAAAUAAAGUUUGCAUUAACUAUGCCUGUCUCCCAAGAUGCUGCA
Messenger RNA from Lepus europaeus (European hare), 6835 nucleotides. It is a transcript of the gene CKAP5, whose product is annotated as cytoskeleton associated protein 5. The transcript has 45 exons. NCBI's taxonomy places the organism in Eukaryota, Metazoa, Chordata, Mammalia, Lagomorpha, Leporidae. The coding region runs from base 236 to 6340 and encodes 2034 amino acids. The record is from RefSeq and is a predicted model, not a curated record. Gene Ontology annotation, cellular component: kinetochore; microtubule plus-end; centrosome. Gene Ontology annotation, biological process: mitotic spindle organization; centrosome duplication; establishment or maintenance of microtubule cytoskeleton polarity. Gene Ontology annotation, molecular function: microtubule plus-end binding; microtubule plus end polymerase activity.